AUGAUUGGAUUUGAGGAUGUGUCUGUGUUUGUGUUGACAGAUUUGAGAGGGCGAGUGUUCACCUUCCCUCAGCAGACAGCUAACUCAUACACCAGACUCUACCCCCAGCUGGAGAAGAUCUUCUUCAGUUCCUCUGUCUGCUUCAGAUUCUUCACUGAUGACCUCUCCAUCAUCUGCCCUUUCUCCCUGAGCACCCCUGGCAUGUUCAACAGCCUCACAAUAUUUCUUUACAAUGAUAAAAUAGAAAUUUUGGUUGGAGACAAAUCGCGUUUGUACUUGGUGGUAGCUGAGCUGAAUGAGUGGAACUCUCUCUGUGCCACGUGGGACUCAGGAACAGGUUUGGUGCAGGUUUGGCUCAAUGGGAGACCCAGUGUCAGAAAGGCUCUUCAUGCAGGUGGCUCCAUCUUUAAUCCUUUCAUUGUCCUCGGCCAGGACCAAGACAGCCAUGGUGGGAGUUUUGAGGCCCAGCAAUCGUUCACUGGCCAGCUGACAGACGUGCACAUGUGGGACUAUGUUCUCUCCCCGUGUGAGGUCCAGGCCUACGCGCAGGCAGGGGCUUUCAGACCAGGGAACGUGCUGGACUGGGGGGCGAUGGAGUACACCAGACAUGGGUAUGUGGUCUUGGAGAGGCUCCAGACUCUUGACACCUGCAGAAUGGGGUCGCUGAGCAACAAGGCGUCGCCGGAGGACAGCGUCAGCAUUCCAGAACUGAAUGUAAAUACCCAUGAUGUUCCGGAACAUUCUCAAGACAAUUUCAUCCCAGAACAGUCUGGGUUUGAACAUGACAUUCCUAUACUGUCUGGCGAUGGUACCAAUCCCAAAAUCUCUGAAGAUAUGAAAAUGACAGUUUAACAGGUUUUUGAUAUGAAUAUUGUAUAUGUUAACUCAAAUUAAAUCACACAAUAAAUGUACGCAU
Messenger RNA from Osmerus eperlanus (European smelt), 916 nucleotides. RefSeq names its product serum amyloid P-component-like. The record is from RefSeq and is a predicted model, not a curated record. NCBI's taxonomy places the organism in Eukaryota, Metazoa, Chordata, Actinopteri, Osmeriformes, Osmeridae. The coding region runs from base 1 to 852 and encodes 283 amino acids. The transcript has 2 exons.